CACAGUUCACAUGGCGGAUGAAUGGAGACAGACGACCACAGGAAUGGCAAACAGCAGUCGGACCUUUUCUGACGUGAGGAAUGUGAUCCUGUCGGCCCAUAAAAACUCAGGGGCCCAAGAUAAGGUUGGCUUCUAUGAUACCUGGGCUGAAAACUAUGAGCAGGAUGUAGCUCUGCUGGAUUACAGUGCCCCCCUGUUGGCAGCUGAGUGUGUGAGCUCAUUUUUCAGAGGUGACAGAGAGAAGGCCACUGUCCUGGAUGUGGCCUGUGGAACAGGCCUAGUCUCUGCAAAUCUGAAGAAAAUGGGGUUUCGUCAUUUUGUGGGAAUAGAUGGAAGUUUGAAGAUGCUGGAGUUGGCAAAGAAAACUGGACUUUAUCAGCAGCUUUCACGAUGCCUGCUCGGUCAAGACGAAAUUCCUGUUAAAUCCGAAACAUAUGAUAUUGUUAUAAUUGUUGGAGCUCUAAGUGUUGGGCAGGUGCCUUUAACAGUCAUCAGAGAACUCUGGGAUGUUACAAAACCAGGUGGCUAUGUGUGCAUGACUACAAGAGGGAACACCGAUAACCGGGAGUACAAGGCUGAGCUGGAGCAAAUGAUCAGGGCACUCGAGGACGAGCAGAAAUGGAGCCGUGUGACUGUAGUUGAGGUGGAGGAGUGGGAGAAGGCCGUUUCAGAAGAGGACAGCGGGUACAUUCCAGGAGCCAUUUAUUUGUAUCAAAAAGUUUUUAAAUGCAGUCCAUGAUUUUAGGACCACACAAGGGAAACCAAUGACCAAAUAUGAUCAAUAAUCCAUGGAGCUAACCUAAAGAGUUCUUAUUCCACCAGCAGGUGGUGGUAUUUUUUUAGAAACU
Messenger RNA from Carassius carassius (crucian carp), 848 nucleotides. RefSeq names its product methyltransferase like 27 (gene mettl27). Lineage: Eukaryota; Metazoa; Chordata; Actinopteri; Cypriniformes; Cyprinidae. The transcript has 6 exons. Bases 11 to 739 code for a protein of 242 amino acids. Gene Ontology annotation, molecular function: S-adenosylmethionine-dependent methyltransferase activity. The record is from RefSeq and is a predicted model, not a curated record.